Molecule: messenger RNA, 1976 nt
Organism: Rhopilema esculentum
Lineage: Eukaryota; Metazoa; Cnidaria; Scyphozoa; Rhizostomeae; Rhizostomatidae
Source: RefSeq, a predicted model, not a curated record
GGAAAACCUGCGAGGGAGAGUUAAUGUACCUGCCAAAAAUCUAUUGCCAUAAUACCGCAGCUAUUGUUAAAAUCAAUGCAAUUACUUACAUUAAGAUAAUUAUUUCCUCGGAUUUUCUCAGUCGACGGAGAUGCUGGCUAUGAGUGAAUAGAAUGCGUAGUAAAAAACAAGUCUCUACAAAAUCAAGGGAUUAUCCAACUUGAAGACCCUGACGUGCUGUUUACCAGUUUGGAUAGCAAUAACAUUUGAAACAACGCUUCUUGUUUCAUACAGGGAAUAAAGCAUCAACUCAGGUACUGCGCUGCCACCUGCUAAUCUUUCAAGACAAGUCCCAGGUUUUCGAAGUUGCUUUUCUACAAUGUUGUUAAUUACAAUUCUUAUCAGCCUUGCGGCAAACAUCCGGACGCAAGAAAUCACAACAACUGGGUGUGGUACCACAAAGGCCUGCAUUAAGGAGCCAACAUCGUGCACAACAAGCGCAAACUGUCAAUUCCUCGCUACGUGGAAACGCAAGGCUGGUGACGAUAGCACUAUGGAAUUUGAAAUUAGCUCAAAUGCUGCUACCGGUUGGGUUGCUCUGGGUUUCAACGCUGUCGGGCCGCAAAUGGUAUCAACCAAAGGGGAAAUUUGCUACAUUAGUGGUUCCCAGAAAAUUCUUAAAGGAUUUCACGCAACAUCGAAAUCUAGGCCAAAUUUUCAGUCCCCGGCCAGCAAUACCAUGAUGCAAAGCUUGGAAGUAAUCAAUGGAGCCAUUAUUUGCAGGUUCUCUCGACCCCUCGUAGGAUCAGAUUAUCAGAACUCCAUUACCUCCUCUAUUUACCCAAUCUUUGCUUCUGGAGACAUCUCCUCCGGAACAGUUCAAUACCAUAGUGCAAGAAAGGCGCUUGCAAUGGUCAACUUCAGUGCCUUUACAAACAAUGCCAUGACAACAUCAUCAUCAUCAACAAUACCAACAAUAACAGCAACAACAUCAAUUGCAACAGCAACAACAACUGCACCUCUCGCAAUGACAACAGCAACAACGUCAUCUGCCUAUUCUGAAAUGAUGAAGGCGAAUGCAGCAACGACAACAGUGGUUUCCCCAACCACUUCUUUUGCCGUGAGUUCAACAUACAGCUCGCCAUCUAUGCCAUACAAUACCACAACCCCAACGGCUCCUCCUUUAACGAUCGAUCUAUCUACCUGUGGAAAGUCCAAAGGGUGCUUCAAGAUUCCCAGUGGUUGCAACACUGUAAGCUCGUGCAGAUUCGUAGUUACAUGGAUGCCUGAUCAAGACAAAAAGCAAGUGCGUUUCGAAUUAAAAGGCAGUGAAAAUGCCUGGGUAGCAUUUGGACUUAAUGCCGGUGCAAGAGCAAUGCCCGGCACAUACGGUGAAAUUUGCUACAUGUCUGGUUCAACUGCAGUUGUGAAGGCUUUUAAAGCAACAGCAAGAACCUUACCAGCAUUUUCUUCCUCACAGCCAAAUGGGAUAACUGUGCAUGGCUUCGCAAAAUCAGGAGGAACAAUUUGCAGCUAUACAAGACCAUGGGUGAAGACAGACAAUAGCUACAGCACUGAAUUGAAUAAAGAAGCAUACAUUAUUGUUGCAUCUGGAAAUUCAGUCAACGGAGGAGUGCCGUCUUACCACCUAACUGCUAAAGGCUCGUCAGGUUCAAAGUUCAACAUGGCAAAAGCAAUUGGAAACUCUAACAGCGCAAGCAAGAAAGAGACUAAUCUUCUUGUUCUGGUGGCAGUUGGAACAUUUUGCGCAAUGCUUCUGGCACUGGUGAUGUAGAAAGACUAACAUGGUUGACUUACGACGAUACAGCUAUUUAUUUCAUUUUAGUUUCUUAUUACUGGGCUGUUAACUUGUAUUUAUUGUUUGUGUCCACCUGCAACUACUUUGUUUCUACCUAGAAAUAAAAAAGUAAAUAGAUAGUAGAAGUAAUGAGUUUGAAAUAUUUAAUCAAUGUCUUUAUCAUUAAUGGUACUUCUUA